AUGUGUAUUUCAAACAAAAGCGGGAGUUUUGGAAAAGGUUGCAAGAGCAAUGGAAGAAUCACAUUCCUCUACCAGGUGUUGCUCUUUGUGGUUUUGUUGUAUCGCACAGAUACGUUCAAUUCGACGAUCAAAGUAGGUGUGCUGUUGAUGACUAACUCCACUUUUCCCGUCGACCUUCUGCGGAUAGGACCCGCUGUCCACAUGGGGGUGGCGGAGGUCAAACGUCGCUAUGGUCUGGAAUUUCAGCCCCUUUUUCGGAACUACUCUGUCUGGUGCGACAGGGCAAGAGUUGACGCUCUUGGUGGGCUGGCUGAUAUGUAUUACGAGGAAGGGGUUCGAGCUUUUAUUGGCCCUGCGUGUUCAUACGCCGUGCAAUCAGCAGGUCGGAUGGCACAACAUCUGCGUGUUCCCAUGGUAACAGGUCUGGGUGAUCUGGUCUUCAGAAACCCGGAGGUCGACGCCUACGACAUGUUUGAGACAACUGCCAUUUUGUCGUACAACACCAGGAAGCUCUCAGUGUCCGUCCGAGCGCUUCUUCGGGAUUGGAAAUGGAGUCAUGUGGCCAUUAUAUACGACAGUUUUGAGGUCUUCUACCGGGAAAUGGCCCCUGCUAUGAUAGAGGACUUCAAGAACGACCCAGACUUUCCUCCCCUAUAUCCGGUCAAGUUUGAGAGAAACAAGUAUUGGAAUGCCAAGGAUUUGCUGCAGGACGCAUCAGCGCAUGCUCGAGUAUUCCUGAUGUGUGUGAACGCGGACGAGAUGCGUACUAUCCUGUACCAGGCGGGCAUGAUGGGGUUCGGGGGAGAGUAUGUUUACAUCGCCAUCCAACUAGCCACCAUUAGCUGGUGGGGAACCUACAGAAAGUUCCUGCAGAACGACAUGAUGGACCAAACCCUAAAGAAAGUCUACGAGAACGUACUGAUUCUUGAGCUCAUUAACCCUGUAGAGGACAACGGCCCUUUCCAGGACGAGAUACGAGACCUAGCCCUCAACGAGUUCGACUACACAUUCGCGGAAAAUGAAACGGUGCACUAUUUUAUAGCGGCAUUCUAUGAGGCGGUUUUGUACCUCGGGGCUGCAUAUAGCAAAAGUAUCGAAGAAACCGGAAGUGCUGACGAUGGAUAUGCUAUCGCCAGAACGUUCUUCAACAAUACCUUUGAAGGCUUGAACCAGUCAGUUGCCGUGGAUGAGGAGGGGACAAGAAUUGCUGAUUUCCGCGUCCUUGACCUUCUGAAUGCUGACACCGAGCAAUGGCAGGUGGUAGGUGUUUUUUACGGAUCGAAGAGGGCAUACGAACCAAAAGCGGGUAUGACGGUCCGCUUCCCAAACGGCGUGCCAGUGGACAUACCCGCGUGCGGCUUCCAGGGGGAGCAUUGCAUCAAAAAGCCCCUCUCAGCGCAGACCAUUGUGGGGAUUAUUUCCGGCUGUCUCAUUGUUGUCCUCGUUCUCAUCAUUAUCACCCAGGUCAUAUACAGCCGACGUAAAGCCAACAAGGACAUGAGAUGGCGGGUAUCGUGGCGAGACGUCGACGUCCUGAAAACCAAAGGGAGCAUCAUCUCGGGAUUCAGCAAGUCCAGGAUCUCGUUAGAACAAGAGGUUGGAACAAAAUCAUGA
Mya arenaria is the source of this 1614-nucleotide messenger RNA. RefSeq names its product atrial natriuretic peptide receptor 1-like. The transcript has 11 exons. Gene Ontology annotation, molecular function: signaling receptor activity; peptide hormone binding. Gene Ontology annotation, cellular component: membrane. Lineage: Eukaryota; Metazoa; Mollusca; Bivalvia; Myida; Myidae. The coding region runs from base 1 to 1614 and encodes 537 amino acids. The record is from RefSeq and is a predicted model, not a curated record.